This is a messenger RNA of Paramacrobiotus metropolitanus, 6973 nucleotides long. RefSeq names its product mediator of RNA polymerase II transcription subunit 13-like. Gene Ontology annotation, molecular function: transcription coregulator activity. The record is from RefSeq and is a predicted model, not a curated record. Lineage: Eukaryota; Metazoa; Tardigrada; Eutardigrada; Parachela; Macrobiotidae. Gene Ontology annotation, biological process: regulation of transcription by RNA polymerase II. Gene Ontology annotation, cellular component: mediator complex.
CCAUUCGGAAUGUACGCACGCACUCGUACGUCCAUACACACACUCUCUCUACCCAGUUCUUUCCCACACACACGCAGUACGCAGUGUACGCAGAGUAAAAACAGUUCUUUCCCCUUAGCUAAUUGAGGCACUUAGGCUGACAAGCGAAGAGCGAUCACAGCCAACGAAUAACGAUAUGAAUGUAUGUGUUGGGUUUCUUUCCGUCGCUCCAAUCAUCCCGUUGUACCUUGGAUAAGAAAUUAGCUUCAUCCCGCUCAGCGUAACGUGCGUAAACGCUGCUUGACGAGGGACGUGCUGUGGAGCGCAAUAAUGUUGAUUAAUCGGGCCUGAAUCCCUGACUGUGUUGAUACAUGUUGAAGAGUGGAUAAUUGGCGGAUAAUGAUGAUUACCGUGUAAUCUAGCCCCGAUCCCUUCCUGGCCUGGGUUUGUUGAUCUGCUUCCUGGAGGGUGAUUUUCGUCGCCGCGAGACAGUGUUCGUUAGCGGGGAAUUGUGUUUGUGUGAGUGCGUCAGUGGCGAGAUUAUUAUUUGGCUGGCGUGAUUAGAGUGCUAUGAUCUGUCGUUUGGAGUGCUGUUGAGCAGUGUGGACGGACAGUGUAGAGCGAUGGCGGCUGACUAGAGUCGUCCCGCGGAAGGCCCGUCCUUCCUGCCGUUUGAAAACCCCCGUGGUUGCAACGAUGCUGAACAUGACGAGCCCCGCCGUGGCCACCAACGGGGCUAGUUUGACCAACUGCCACACCAACGUCUUCGCGCUUACGGAGCUGCACGGGCUGCAGUGGAAGCGCUUCGGCCUGGCCGGCAGCGGCAUGGCCCCCGCGUCGGCCUGCGGGCGCGACGCCGACCUGGAGGGCCUGAGUCUGGCCGACCCGGUGCUGGUGUCGUACGGGCGCUGCCUGGCCGCCAACCUGCUGACCGCCUGGAAGCGCACCAGCCUCCUGCCCCCCACCCCCGCCGUGGCGCCCCACGCGCCCCCGCCCUUCGCCGCCGGCAGCGCGGCCGCCGCCUCCAGCGCCGGCGCCAGCAAGAAGCUGUGGGUCUUCUGGUACGGCGAGGAGCCCGAUCUCAUGCAGCUCCUCGAGCCCGAACUCAUCGAUGAAGAAAGCGGCAGCUGGGAGAACGGACUGGUGUACGAGUGCCGUGUCCUGCUCUUCCGCGCGCUGCACACUCUCAUUGAACGGUGUCUUUUGUCGCAAAAAUACGUGCGUCUCGGACGCUGGUUCAUCCAGCCGCGGGAAGCGCACAUGCCAGCCUCUGAUCGAAGCUUCCGGUACUCGUACGCCUUCGAGUUCUUCCUGCACGGCGACAGCACCGUCUGCACUACGGUGGACGUGCGCAUGCAUCCGCCGCUGCUCCGUCUCACCAAGGCGCACAUUGGCCACACGCUGCUGCAGACCAGCGGCAACGCCAAACUCACAGUGAUCCUGUGUCCCUACGGGCUCGGCGGGGUGCUGACCGGGAAGACCAUCUCCAGCGAGAAAUCGCGGGAUUUACUGGCGCACUGGAAGCAGUACUUCCCGCUGGAGCUCCCCACCGCCCCGCUGUCCCUCAACGGCGAGCCGCCGACCCCCCGCGGCGGCAGUUCCGCCCACUACAGCCCCCGCGAUGCCUCCAUCGCCGCCAUGACCCCCGGCCCCUCCCCCAACCCCGCGGUGUCCGCCCCCAGCCCCGCGCCCGACACCCCCAACCCCCCGAACUCCACCGCCUCCAGCCCCGAUAAGAACGGCUCCCGUGGCGGGGCCCCGUCGCCGCCCGUCUGCUUCGUGGAGGUCGUCGUCAGCGGCACGCGCAUGUGGUAUCCGUCGUCGUUUGUCCUGCUGGUGGAUGAUGAGCGGCUGGAGCGCGUGAUGAAGGCCGCCGCCGAGGGGAAGAGCGCCUCCGGGUGGCCAGUGCUGGUGCCCUCCGACUCGGUCAACAGUCCGAUGGAUCGGGGGCGGAGAAGACCCCGGAUGGGCGCCCGUCGGUGCGGUUUAGGCGGUCUCCCGUUGGCCAAGGGGAAGUUCGAGCAGGAGGGCGUCGGGAAGCUGCUGCAAGGGAUCUUCGAGGAGUUCGUCAAGACCCGGCCCAUCACCGAGAAGGUCUCCGCCUUGUGCGUCAACGAGCUGGCCGACCCGGCGGACCGCAAGCACUGCGAGUGCGAGGCCUGCCGCAGCGCCGGGAACACGGCGGAGUUCGUCUCCCAACGCGCCACCAGCCCGGUGUCCAGCCCGUCCAGUUACAACGCGCAGGGACUGGGGCUGAUGGCCAUGAAGAUCAAGGCAAAGGAGCAGCCGCGUCACGAUCAACAGGGACUGAACGAACACUUCCGGGCGCAGAAAUCCGGCAGUUUCCACAAACGCAAUCACCUCGGUGGGAUUUUAAUGGAGAAUGGAUCACCGCGAAAGGUCAUCCCUGGAGGGAUGAUAAGACAGCCGGGCUCGGUGCCGCCGGCGCGACGGCAUGUCUUCGGGAUGCUGUCGCCCGGGGCCAGUUACGGGCGGAUGCCGGCGACACCGCAGAGCCAACUGGGGAGUGUUGUGCAGGUUUCUCCCGUCUCCUCGCCAGCGUCCUCCAUGGACACCUCCGACACCUCGCCGACCACUCCGGCCACCCCCUUCCCCAAGACUCCGCGCUCCAACAUGGCCGCGCCGCGUUCGGCCCUCCCGGAACCCUCCCCCGCCCCCGUGCAGCCUUCCCCAGCAGUACCCACCCCCCAGGUGGCCUUCCACAGCAGCAGCCUGUCUUCCGAGACCACCGAUUCCCCCGCGCGCCAACUUCCAUUAAAGCGGCCUUGCCUCGCUCUGCCCGACGAGGACAGCGACGGGUUCGCGCUGAGCGACGCCGUCAACGACGACUGGGAGCCCAUCGGACCCAAACGCCGCAAACUCCACAAUCUCCUCUCGGAGAUGGACCUCCUCCCAAGGAGAACGUCGACCCGACGCCCAAGACCAUCGAUGAAGACACGGUGGUGUCGAAUACGACCGUUUUAUCGGAGACGGUCCCGAAGGAGACCGUCGAACGCACCGCGCCCAAACCCGCCACUGGAGUGGUCCAAGAUGUUCCCGACACCUCCGUCAUUGGAGACCCACCCCAUCAGUUCCCCGCUGGAGCUCCCGGGUCACCCGGACGUCCCGGAAGACACCCCGGCGGUGCUCAGCAUCGCGCCGGUGGAGAAGAAGCCCGUGUUGGACCUGCAGCUCCCGCCGGCGCACAACGUGUCGGCGGCGCGCUACUCCGUGAUCCGCGACUUCCCCAGCGCGCUGUUCCCGGUGGCGCUGGCCAGCAGUGUGGAACGGCUGGCCUACGAGCCGGUGUGGCGCUUCGGGCCGCGCUUCCAGCACACGGUGCGCCCGGUGCCGCCGCCGGCGCCGACUCCGUCGAAACGCAGCGGCGCCAAGAACAGCGGCAGCGUCAAGUCGCCGCGGAUGCCGGUGUUCAGUCCGCCCGAGUUCCGGCCCCCCGUGUACCCCCCGCGCAUGCCCUUCCCCCUGCAGUCGCCCAACAGCCAGGCGCUGCAGCUCCCGGAGAUCCAGGCACUGCUCUUCAACGUGCUGAUGGGCGAUACGCUGAUGAAUCUGUUCGUCGAUAAGAAUUUCGCCGCCUGUCCGCUGUGUGUAUGCAAUAUGACGGUGCGCAGCGACGGGACGAUGCUGUUAGGCGCCGAAGAGCCGGCGUUCAAGUGCAGUUGCGGCUUCAGCGCCGUGAUGAACCGGAGGUUGUCCUACGGCGCGGGCCUGUUCGCGGAGGACGAGCUGGACAUCACGGGGAUCGCGGAGAACAUGGUGGCGCGGCGGAAGCCGGCGCUGAGCGAAUUCCUGGAGGUCAGCUUGAAUCCGGAGCAGAAGCGCGUCGUCAAUCGCUUGUCCGCCGCCACGGCGUCCCUGCUGAAACACCAGAUGAGCAAUCCCUUCUUGACCAUGAGCAACCUGCACCCGGGCUUCUUCACCGCGCCCGUGCCCAUUAACCAGCAGCAGCACCAGAUGUCGCCGAUGAUUUUGCCGAAGUCUAACGUGCAGCUGCAGCUGGAGGAGAUGAACCGCGUGUGCGCCGUGGUGCUGUCCAUGUGCCGGCGCGGUCCCGGCGUCGUGGCGGGCGCCCUGCCGCCCAGUCCGCCGCUGCACCCCUGGUUCCGCCUGUGCCACAACGUGCACAGCCACGCCGAGGCCAUGCGCGCCCACCGCACCCUGCAGCCCAUCCUGCAGGAGGCCGUGCAGGUGCGCCGACAGACGCGCCUGUGGGACAAGGUCUUCACCGUGGAGGGCCCGCUGACCUGGAAGGACUUCUUGCGCUUCGCCGACAAGGAGGUGAUGGAGGAGCAGAAGGAGCCGCUGGCCGUCCCGGCCUGGUUGAUGGGCCUGGAGAAGGAGCGCGUGCUGUGCGCGCCCUCGGUGUGGGGCCACUGGGAGGUCAUGGGGCUGGAGCCCUUCGGCGGCAAGAAGGACGUAGUCUACGCCGUCGUGACGCCCGAGGGGGAUUAUGUGCGCGGGGCGGUCAAGAAUUUCUUCCGCGAUCUGUCCAAAUCCUACGAGCAAUGUGGCCACGGACGGCACAUGCCGAUGCCGAAACUGCAGGACGGCAUCUGGCAGGUGUGCCGGCCCCCCGACCGCCAGCCCUCCAUCGACAACCUGGACGACUGGUUCCGCUACAUCGGCGACUCCCCGCUGACCUCGCGGCUGCGCCUCUACGCCUCCACCUGCCGCGGCCUGGCGCCGCACAUCCAGCGCCAGCACGACGACAAGAACAUCGCCCAGUUGUUCCGGCCCCCGCUGCCGCCCCCGCCCAAAAUCUUCGCCGAGGGCCCGGCCUCCGACACCUCGGCGCCCGGCGUGGAGGCGUCGGCGGCGCAGCUGGCGGGCGUGUGCACGCACGUGCUGAUCCAGGAGCUGCCCAAGUACCCCUUCGACCCCGGCUACCCCGAGCGCGACGACCCGCACCCCGUCAUCGUCAUCUACCUGCUGGACCCCUUCUCCUACGGCACCGCCCACCGUCUGGAGCCCCUCCACCGGCUGGCCUGCGUCGGCCUCCUCCGCGCCUACCAGGAGCUGUGCCGCAACCUGCCCGACACCCUCCGCGAGUCGGUGGUCCUGCAGCUGAUCCCCCUGAAGGACGUGAUGGAGCGCAACGGCGACGGGGAUUAUUUGCGGGCGUUGGCGUUGAGUGUGUACGCCCAAGGGUGGAGGAAACUGCAGCCCAGUGUCCCGGCUAAGAUGCUGACGGGAUUCGGGCCGGCGACGGCGUUCAAGAAGUGGAUGGAGGAGCGCGGCGCCGGCUGCGCCACGGUGUACACGCCGCCGUACGUGUUGCUGGGGCGGCGGGAGAAGGGGGAGACGGUGGGCGGGGAGGGCAAGGAGAAGAGCCAGGCGUUGUUCUUCGCCUACUGCGUCACCGAGGACCAGCGCUGGCUGGUGGUGUCGUGCACCGACGACCGCGGGGAACUCCUCGAGACGCAGAUCAUGAACGUCUGGGCCAACGACGUGGCGCGCCAGAAAGGCUGGAGCGUCAUCCGCUACUCCCUCGUGCGCCUGUGGGAUUUCAUUCUGGGCGUCGUGGCGCAACUGACGCAUCCCUGCCGCAUCGUCAUCGGCCGCAUGGGCCGGCUGGGCCACGGCGAACUGAAAGGUUGGUCGAGUCUGUUGAGCAAGAAGUCGUUGUCACGCGCCGGCCAGCAGCUGAAGCAGAUGUGCGGCCAGUGCAAGCUGGCCUCCAACCAGGAGAUGCCCAACAUCCUCAGCGCCUGCCUCGUCAGCCUCCAACCCGAGGCCUCCCUGCGCGUCAUGCCCGACACCUACACCCACGACGACCGCCUCCCCACCGCGGCGUCCCUGUGCCCUCUCUCCAGCCCCGAGGACGCCAGCUGCAGCCACCUGUACGUCUUCCCCACCUCCGCCACCGCCCAAGCGCAAUCCUUGACCGCCGGCCACGCCGAGGAGCCCACCCUGGGGGGUGAUGAGCUGGACCUGUUCGGGCACCUGGGGACGGACGAGUUCCCGGUGGGGGACGAGGGCAACCAGGGCGACGAGCUGGACCUCUUCAAGGAUCUCUUCAACUUCGGCAACUCCCCCGCCACCAGUCCCCGCCCGGUGGAGCGGGCGGGCCACUCGCCGCUGCUGCUGAAGGAGGGCGGCGGGAUGAUGCUGCACCGCGGCGGGAUGAUGGAGGCGCUGGAUGAGCCGGGGCAGCUGCUGCAACAGCCGCUGGCCGUGGGCUAUCUGGUCAGCACGGCGCCCACCGGACCGGUGCCGCGGUGGUUCUUUGCGGCGCACGACCACCUGGACGAGACCUCCUGCCCGGUCGUCCUCAUGUCGGCGCUGCACAUCCACAGCGCCAACGUGCUGCAGGGCGACGACGUCUACCACUCCGCCCACCACUCGCGCCACGCCCAUCCUCUCGACUCCAACCUCACCGUCGAUGUCCUCAAGUACGUGCUGGAGAGCUACAACAACCUGUCGUGGCUGGUGCUGGAGCCGGGCAGCCGCGACCGGCGCUCGUGUCUGCCGCAGCACAUGCAAGUAUUAGUGCAGCUGUAUUUCGCCGCCGCGGCCCUUCUCUAGAGACAGAGACACCCGGACCGAGAACGCGGGCAGGACGCCGCGUUGUGCCAGUCUGUGAUAAGGCAGGGAGCGCCGUCUCUUCCUGCGGCGCCCGCCUGCCCCCACCCUUCCCCGCCGCCUCCCGAGGGGCACUGCUCGCCCUGCCUUUCAUCCGCGUUUUUAUCCUUGUUUUUGAAAUAGUUCUUCUAUGCGUUUCCCUGUCUGGCCCGUGUGGCGUUGUGCCCGUUUAAUUAACGAAUGUUUGAGUUAAUUUUUUAGUCCGUUCGCCUGAUGCCCGUUCUCUUCGCGCUGCUGCUGUUUUUGAUAGAUGCUUUUAUCCAGUCACACCACCCUGCUUCUGUUGUGUUUUUAAUCCAUCUUUUUUAAUUUAUAUGUGCUUGUAUUUUUACUAGUUGUUGCCUGCUGUAGAAAUGCCCGCGGAAAUUGAUGGAAAUAAAAUUGAAUAAGA